Messenger RNA from Strongylus vulgaris, 728 nucleotides. The record is from the annotation of a GenBank genome assembly. NCBI's taxonomy places the organism in Eukaryota, Metazoa, Nematoda, Chromadorea, Rhabditida, Strongylidae.
AGACUUCUUGAGAAAGACGACUUUUUACCAGCAAGUACGUCAUUCAGCCGCUCUCGCUCACCCGACUUUGAAAGAAGUGAAGUGCUGCGUGAUUCUUGGGCUGCGUUGAAACGUCAGCCUGAUAACUUCGAUGCAUGGAUCAUACUUCUAACACAGGCUGAUCAGUCCAACGACCUGAAGUUAGCCCGUGAUAUAUACGAUCGAUUCUUGAAGAGAUAUCCAUACUGUUAUGGCUUCUGGAAGAAAUAUGCUGAAAUGGAACGCCGCCAUCAGAACUUUUCCGAUGCUCUUAACGUAUGGGAACGUGGAAUUCUUGCUAUACCGUUAUCUAUUGACUUGUGGCUUGGAUUCUUAUCUUUCAUGCGAGAAUUGGCUCCACAAUCAGACAGAGGCAUAGAAAAGUUGAGGGAACUGUAUGAUAGGGCAGUUUCUACUGCUGGCUAUGAAUUUCAUAGCGAUCGCCUUUGGCAAGACUAUAUUGCUUGGGAGGAAGCUCAGGGGGAGUGGCGUCGUGUGUCUAAUAUCUAUGACCGUUUAAUACGUAUUCCCACUGCUCUAUACAAAACCCAUAUGGAAAGGUUCGAAGCCAUCGUCAACAUGUGCAAUCCUAUCGACUUGAUUUCGGAAGAAGAGAUGAGAGAUCUGUUUGACGUUGUCAGGCGCAAAUGUGAUGUGGGGGUAAUCACAGAACACUUGAUUAAGAAGUUUUGGAGUUCUAAAAAAUAGGC